Venturia canescens is the source of this 910-nucleotide messenger RNA. Its product is annotated as histone H2B. Lineage: Eukaryota; Metazoa; Arthropoda; Insecta; Hymenoptera; Ichneumonidae. Gene Ontology annotation, molecular function: structural constituent of chromatin; protein heterodimerization activity; DNA binding. The transcript has a single exon. The record is from RefSeq and is a predicted model, not a curated record. Bases 289 to 660 code for a protein of 123 amino acids. Gene Ontology annotation, cellular component: nucleosome.
UUGGAAUCAUUCUAUAAAAAAAAUUCUAAGUGUAGAGCAGAAAACAGGAAUCCGAAUAAACCUCCGACUGAAGAUGGCCCCGUUAGACGGUAUUUUACCACAUAUUCUCCCCAUCAUCGUUGCGGUUGUUUGAUUGGUGCGCUGGUCCGUAUUUCUAUCCCCACCCUCGUCCUUGAUCGCGUGCGCUGGUCGGAGUGUCUGCUGAUUUAUAUAGGACCGCUUGUCCGGCGACCAUCAUUCUUCUCGUGGCUCAACUACGACGAACAAAUAAAAUCAAGUGACUACAUCAUGCCGCCCAAAGCCAGUGGUAAAGCUGUCAAGAAAGCCGGCAAGGCUCAGAAGAAUAUUACGAAGACUGACAAGAAGAAGAAGCGUAAGAGGAAGGAAAGCUACGCUAUCUACAUCUACAAAGUACUUAAACAAGUCCACCCUGAUACUGGAGUUUCCAGCAAGGCGAUGAGCAUCAUGAACAGCUUCGUCAACGACAUUUUCGAACGUAUCGCUGCUGAAGCCUCUCGUCUCGCUCAUUACAACAAGCGAUCAACUAUCACGUCUCGGGAAAUCCAGACCGCUGUUCGACUCCUGUUGCCUGGUGAACUUGCCAAGCACGCUGUUAGUGAGGGCACCAAAGCUGUCACUAAAUACACGAGUUCGAAGUAAUUGCUUCCUAAAACCAACAAACGGCCCUUUUUAGGGCCAACAAACUUUCAAAACGUAGUUCAAUAUUCACAUUUUAAUUCUAUCCUAUUUUUCAUAUUGGGUUAAAUUUGUCAUGUUUGCCGCAUGGUCAAAAACAACCCGUUGAAAUUAAAACUUUAUCGUACUUUAAUAAGUUAUAUAUUUUUUUUUAUAUUUCGCUAAUGUUAUCAAUAUACUUGCUCGUUUUCAAUUUUGUACCUCCGAAAAUAUU